Molecule: messenger RNA, 2871 nt
Organism: Actinia tenebrosa (Australian red waratah sea anemone)
Lineage: Eukaryota; Metazoa; Cnidaria; Anthozoa; Actiniaria; Actiniidae
Source: RefSeq, a predicted model, not a curated record
UGUCGCAAACUAAACUGCAAUAUACCAACUUUAUCACUUUCGAUCAAGUACUGAUCGAAGGAGGUUGAUCUCAUCUGAACCCAUCAAAAUGAAGGUCUUUUUCUUCUGCAUUGUUUGUGUUCUGUUCUGUUCUAUAACGGAGUCAAACCAAGAUAAGUACAAAGAGGACUCUAAAUCGGACGUAAWUCAACCAAUGAGAGACGAACCUCUUCAUAAACGGACGACUUUCGUAAACCCUAAGAAAGCACAUCGUUGUGAUUUGCCUCUCGGGAUGGAAGAUGGACGAAUCACUGAUCAUCAAAUCACAGCAUCGUCAAACGCCAGUUUAAAAUUCGCAUCGUACCGAGGUAGACUGGGUACCAAGAAAGACAACACUGGUUAUGGAGCGUGGGCAUCAAAGAGCAGCGGCAGUGGGUGGUUACAGGUUGACUUGGGAGACGUCUCCAUGGUAACAAAGGUUGCCACACAAGGAAGGCAGGACGCUGACCAGUGGGUUAAGACGUAUUACUUGAUGCACAGUAUUGAUGAUAUACACUGGGUGUAUUAUAGAGAUAUAUAUAGCAAUACCAAGGUUUUCAGCGGCAACAGUGAUCGUGAUACCAUCGCAACCAACACACUUAAACCACCCAUCUACGCUCGUUACGUUAGAUUUGUUGUYGCCUCUGUUCAUGGUCACGCUUGUAUGAGAGCAGAACUCUAUGGAUGCAGAAAUGUUCAUAGCUGUUCAAUUCCUCUUGGUAUGGAAGAUAAAAGAAUCCCCGAUAAUGCAAUAACAGCAUCGUACCACUAUUCCUCACACUAUCCAAAAAAAGCUAGGUUGAACCAAAACAUUGGUGGUUGGUGUACUGGUACUAGCAGUGGACAGUGGCUGCAGAUUGACCUUGGGGAAGUCAAGACAGUUACUAAAGUGGCUACCCAAGGAUACAGUGGUGGAUCGUACUGGACGAAAUACUAUUAUUUAGAAUACAGUGUUAAUGGGCUUAAUUGGGCGUAUUACAGGACACCGAAUACAGGUGCAAAAAAAGAACAUGUCUCGAUCCACUUGGGGUAGAAGACUUCAGAAUAAGAGACGACGAAAUAACAGCAUCAUCGCAACAUGGCAGCUAUCCUUCUUACCGUGCCCGCCUCAACGUUUACUAUGGAUGGAUAGCAGGAUCGUAUAAUAAGAACCAGUGGCUUCAGGUCAACCUAAGAUCCAUAAAGAAAGUCACUGCAGUAGCUACUCAAGGGUAUUAUGGAGGCAGUUAUUGGGUUACCACGUACAAACUGACUUACAGUGUUGAUGCACUGCACUGGAUUACAAUCAAGGAAAAUGGUAUAGAAAAGGUGUUUCCAGGCAAUGCCGACGCAUUUACAGUGAUUACAAAACACCUAUAUCCUUCUAUUUAUGCCCGUUAUGUUCGUUUUCGUCCCAUGAGCUGGUCAAGCGCAAUCUCGAUGAGAGUAGAGAUUUAUGGAUGUCAAGAAGGACAACGUUGCAGUAUCCCAGUAGGAAUGGAGGACGGUCGAGUCGAUUCAGGUGCUAUUACUGCAUCGUCUGUUAAAAACGCCAAAUGCUCGACAAAUCACGCCAGAUUAAAUUCCGAGCGAGCCUGGUGUCCAGCAAGUGGAAACAACAAUAAUAAUAGUUAUAACAAUGGGCAAUGGCUGCAGAUACAUCUUCCUUACUUGACAAUGAUCAAAAAGAUCGCAACACAGGGAAACCAGGACGCUGACCAGUGGAUUACAAGCUACAGUUUGCUCUACAGUYUCGACGGUAAACACUGGAACCAUCAUAGACAUCACGAUGGAAAGACCAUCAAGGUGUUUUCUGGGAAUGCAGACAGGAACUCUGUCGUUAUCCACAAGCUUCAUAAUUCAAUCGAGGCUCGCUAUGUACGGUUCGUACCAAUGACUUGGCAUAAUYAUGCGGCCAUGAGAGUUGAGAUGUAUGGAUGCCAUGCUGCUCAUAAUUGUAAGUCCCCACUCGGUAUGGAAGAUGGGCGCAUUCGUCACAGUGAUUUGAAGUCCUCCUCAAACUUGAACGUUAACCAUGACCCCAGGUUCAGUCGCUUGAACUCCCAAGACCAGUACGCAUGGUGUGCUUCGAGCAACAAUUCAAACCACUGGCUGCAGAUUGAUCUACGUAUUACCAAGACGGUGACAAAGAUUGCCUUACAAGGUGUGUCCUUAGGGCAAGUAAAAAGUUACACCCUGGCGUACGGGGUUACUGAGGAUCACUGGGUUCAGUACAAACAGUAUGGAAUAAUAAAGACAUUCCUUGGUAAUUAUAAUGCAGAGUCUGUGGUUUAUCAAGAGAUCAAACCCGCCAUUCACGCCCGCUUCAUUCGUAUCCAGCCCUCUUCAUGGGUGGGUAAGGUUUGCCUGAGGACUGAGCUCUACGGAUGCCUCGUUGAGGGAAUCGGCGAAUAAAACAAUGAGAUGAGCAACUGCGGGAAGGACUCAAAAAAGGACAACGAAAUUGCCAAAAUCUUCAACUGAAAUUAUCAAUAGAUACAUAGAAUAUUAAUUAAGCUGUAGCACGUGCACAUAUAUUAAUCAGUCAAUCCAUCAUGAUCAAUCAAAGUCAAAUAUCAAUAUAACACAGAACCCAAACUUUUUCAAAUUCCAAUUUUUUCCCGAUAAACGUGUAUCUGUUGGUGAUUUCAUUUGCUUUGCUAAGCCAUGCUGUUUAAUCUAAAGCUAAGAUAAAUUUAAAGGGUAUUAUUCAUGGAGACAAGCUACCAUGUGCACGAGAAUUAUGAUAAAAUGUUCUAAUUUUUACGCCAUGUCUUGUUAAGUAACAUUCAUGUAUCUGGGACAUAUAAAGGGGUUAAAGUUAACGCACAGCUAUAAUUGAAAGAAAUAAAAAAGACGAUUCGAUUCGUUCCA